Rhineura floridana is the source of this 4637-nucleotide messenger RNA. It is a transcript of the gene LINGO4, whose product is annotated as leucine rich repeat and Ig domain containing 4. Gene Ontology annotation, cellular component: plasma membrane. The transcript is spliced from 5 exons. Gene Ontology annotation, molecular function: protein binding. Lineage: Eukaryota; Metazoa; Chordata; Lepidosauria; Squamata; Rhineuridae. The coding region runs from base 424 to 2199 and encodes 591 amino acids. The record is from RefSeq and is a predicted model, not a curated record.
GGGGACGACUAGCAUUCGGCAUCGUUUGGAGGAGCUCUGUCACCGGAACGAGCAAGAAGACGCUUUCUGUCUCCGGCACACUUCAGGGAACUGCAAAUAUGAUUCUACCAGAUUCUGCUGCCAAGACCCAGGUUGCUUCCAAUCCUCGUGGGAAGGUUUCCGUGACAUUUGGGAGGAGGGGCAGUCAAGCAACAAUGUUGAUGACGGAAAAACUGACCAGCGGGAUCUGCUGAAGCAGAAAGGCGUCAGGGCUAGCAUUUGUGGGGUGCUCGCAUCACCUGAUUCUGCACAGCCGCAUCUGUCAUGAUCAUAGGCGGAGAAAAAUAGUAUAAACAGAAAUCUGGUGAGUUUAGAUGACUAAACUUAAGGAGUCGGGCCCUUCCGAAGCUUGUUUCUCCGGCACAACUUUGUAAACUCAGUGAGAUGGCGGCUUCCCCCUGGACAAACUGGGGCCCCUUCUUGCUGGUUCUCAUUCCGGCAGCCCUCUUGACAGGAUUCAGGCACAGCUGCCCUUCGCAAUGCAACUGCUUCUCCCAAGAUAAGACUGUCUUCUGCAACGGGCGGAACCUGACGACCGUGCCAGGCAGGAUCCCUCCAGAUUCUGAGCUCCUGGACUUGAGCCAAAACCUCCUCCGCACUUUGCACCAAGGCAUGUUCUCCCGCCUGCAGGCCCUGAAAGAGCUGGACCUGAGCUAUAACAUCCUCUCCAACAUCGAACCCGGCGCCUUCAAUAGUCUGAAGAGGCUGAUGACCCUCUGGCUGACGGGCAACAAGAUGAAGAUGGUUCCGCCUGGCCUCUUCACGGGGCUGCCCAACCUCGCCGUCCUUGACAUUAGCGAAAAUGAGAUUGUCCUCUUCCUGGACCAUUCCUUCAAGGACCUAUCCAGUCUCCGGAAAUUGGAGGCGGGGGAUAACCACUUGAUCUUUGUUUCGAGCCGAGCUUUCGGAGGCCUCCGGAGUCUGCGGCAGCUCACCCUGGAGAAGUGCAACUUGACUGGCAUCCCGACAGAAGCCCUCUCCAACCUCCACCACCUCGUGGAGCUCAGGCUCAAGGUCCUGAACAUCAGCGUCGUCCCUGACCACUCCUUCAGGAAGUUGCAUCACCUGAAGAUUCUGGAGAUCCACCGGUGGCCUUUCCUGACAGUGCUGGGGCCUCAGAGCCUCUCUGGCUUGAACAUUACCUCCUUGUCGAUCACAAUGUGCAGCCUCCGGGAUGUCCCUUAUAAAGCCAUCAAGCAUUUGGCUUAUCUCCAUUCCCUCGACCUUUCUUACAACCCAAUCUCCGUGAUUCGUGGGCAGAAGCUGGCUGAACUCUCCCGCCUUCAGGAGUUCCACCUCACGGGUGGGCGGCUAGCCACAGUACAAGGCAAUGCUUUCCAAGGCCUCCUCCACUUCCGUGUCCUCAACGUCUCAGGCAACGACUUGCGAACCCUUGAAGAAGGCAUCUUCCACUCGGUGGGGAACCUGGAGGUCCUCAGGUUGGACAGGAACCCCUUGGGUUGCGAUUGCCGCCUUCUCUGGAUCAUCCGGAGGCAGCGGAGGUUGAACUUUGAGGCACAGCAGCCUGUUUGCACUACCAACUCGACAAGCGAAGGGAAGGUCUUCCGUAAACUUUCUGAUGUCCUGCCAGAGCACUUCACCUGUAGGAAGCCUAUAAUCGAGGGCAAGACUCCUCAGAGAGAGAGCAUUGUAGAAGGUGCCCAGGUGAUGUUGACUUGCAAAGGUGAUGGGAAUCCGCCACCCACCAUUUCCUGGCUGUCCCCUCAUAACAUUUCCUUGGACGCCAGCCGCAAGGGUCGGAUCACAGUCCUUUCCAAUGGCACGCUGAAGAUCCAGUACGUGUUUCUUCAAGAUAGUGGGGCAUACCGCUGCGUUGCGAGCAAUGUAGCAGGGAACGACACCGUGUUGGUCUAUCUGCAUGUCCUCAAUGACUCCUCCCUUUGGAACAAUGCCAGCUCCCUCAACGCCUCGAGAGCUUCCCACCCAUUCUUUGUUGAUGUUGGCACCUUGGCGGGGAUCCUGGCCAUUGGGAUAGUGCCCUUCCUGUGCUCUGUCACCGUCUGCUUUGUCUUCAUCUCCCUCUGGAGUAAGGGCAGAGGGAAUGUCAAGCACCAUGUGAUCAGCUCUGUGCCACGCUAUUCCCGAGGCUACAAGGCCGUAUCUAGCAGACCCAGGACAGGAGCAGAAAAGCCCAGAUGAACUAUCCAAUUGGCUUCUCUCUGGAACUGAAGAAGGUCACCAUUGUUUUCUUCAAAUGCCAGCACUUACAGGCCAAGGGACAUCUUAAUUUUUCACAUUUCCACUAGGGAUGGGUGAUGAAUUCGAUUCAGUUUGAAUUUAAAGUCGACUAUCAAAUUUGCAGUUUUGAAAACAAUAUGAGAACCGAAACACAGCCAUCCUUCGAACUUUGCACUUAUUUGAAUUUUGCAAUACAGUUCUCCAAGCAACCAAUGUUUACAAAAAUGCAUAUAUCUAGAGAAAGUCUGCAUAAAAACGAGCAUAUUGGUGAAAAUAACAUACAAAAAUGCAUUACAUUGGGAGAAAUUGUUUGGGAAAAUGUGCAGAUGAGUCAAAACUGAAUACAGUAAUACCUCAGUUAACAAAUCCUCCAGGAAAGAAGCUCCUUUUAACAAAGUUUUUUUGGGGUGUGCGGGGGAGCGUAUGCUCUGACAUAGUCAGAAAGUGGCUCCUUGUCUAGGGGAGUGCAGCUGCUGCAGGCAGCUGUCUCACGCAUGGCUGGAAUGGCGCUCCUUGCCAAGUGAUGCAGGCGCCUCCGCAGUAAAUAGUGCUUUGGGUGCCCUGGAAGCACUGUUUACUGCAGACUUGUCUGCUCGAGUGUAGGGGAGGGUGGCAGAGAGAGAGAGAUCAAGCACAGGGUGGUGGUGCUCCUUGCCUGCUCAAAGGUACGAAGCCUUCAAGUGGUCUGUAUGCAAGGCUCACCUGACCUGGUUGUUUCAUUUCAGACAUGCGUAUUGUUAGUUUUGAAUAAAAAGUUUGCUGAAAUACGUUGAACUGCUCUUCUUUUUGGUGAUGUAAGAACCUAUCCCUUUUCUUUCCAUGUUACUCUUCCCUCUGGUACCAAAAUUUCUGUUAAAGAAAUAAUGCCCAGGCAUGCAUCUAUUUCGUUAACUGAGGUAUUACUGUACAAAUAUGUGUUCAGAAGGAGGAAUUCGCGCUGGAAUGCUGAAGAACUUUCAUGAGGAUUUUUUUUAAGCAAAUUGCUGCAGAAAUGUGGAGAAACGAAUUGAAGAUUUUAAAAAUGAGAAACAGAGAGAACCAAAACUGACACAGCCUUCCAUCUCUAGUUUCCACUGGACUUCUCGUGCUUCACAGGCCCUACGCAGUAUGUGUGCCGUUUGCCAAAGGAGCAUGGACUGUUUUCCUCCAUGCCCAGAGGAGCUUCAGGCUACAUCCGACCCAACCAUUUAAAGCACUGUGAUACCACAUUACACCACCGUGGCUUCCCCCCAAGAAUCCUGGGAGCUGUAGUUUGUUAAGGGUGCUGAAGUUACUGGGAGACCCCCGACUUCCCUCACAGAACUACAGUCCCCAGAGCGCCUUAACCAUCGGUCCCUCUUCCCAGGGAACUCUGGGUGCUGCAUUGAAAUCCAUGCACAGGUUUUGAAGUCUUACGAGGCUUCCCGCAAGCAAAUCUCGGCAGCCAGAAUCUCAGUGGUAACUGGAAAGUGGAGGAUUUGAAUUCUGAAGGUUGGACUCGGCUCGGUGCUGGAAAACAAGAGGCUUAACAUUGGUUGUCAUUUGAAAGAGCUCUGAAGCUCUCAGGAACCGGGGCCUGCCUUACGAUUCCCUCUACCUGUGCUUGACAAUUUCAGAUCAGCUAUACAUUUAUUUUCUCUCUCUCUCUUGUCACUUUGAACUCUCGAUCCUCUCUGGUUUUGUGUAUCGCCACAAGAACUUAGAGGGUUGUUAAGCGAGCAUUUCUGAGUUCAGGACUACAGGUUUUGAAAGGUUUUGUUUUUGAAAUGAGCUUAUGGGAAGCAGCAGAAUGGCAUGGGGGGUAUUUUCAAUUUAAUGUUGCGGAAUUCAAAAAAAUCCAUGCUGGCUAUAUUAUACGGCCACUCUCAUGGCUGUAUAAUAAAUAAACACAUUUUUUUUUUAACAUGAACCCCUCAGUCCCCGGUGCCUUUUCCUUCAAAGAGAAAUGAUCCCUGCUGGGUCAUUGGCAUCGCCCCUGAACAUCCUGCUUGCAAAGCCUUAGGACAGCCUUCCUCAACCUGGAGCCUUUCAAACGUUGCCAGACUAAAACACCCAUCUGUAUCAACCCUGACAAUUAGACCUACUGGCUGCUGGGGGCUGAGGUCCAACCAGUGCUUGGAAUGAACUAGUUGGGCUGAACAAACUUUACUGAAUUCUUCAAAAAUCUCAGGACUGCACCUGAAAUUAUUUCGCAUCAUUGCUGGGUGAACUGAACAUGAAUUAAGUUUGCUUUAGGGUCAGACUUUGAACAAUUUCUAGUUCCUCGUUAUUCUCAUAUGUGUUUUUUUUUACGCUUUCGACUCUGGGUCUUUAAGCUUCAUUGAAUCAUAGAAUAGUCGAGUUGGAAGGGAUCUAUAAGGCCAUCAAGUCCAACCCCCAUAGAUCAUAAUUCAAGAUCAUAAUUGUUGGGGAAAAUAAAU